GAAGACAGAGAGACAGAGAGUGUGUGUGUUUUGGGACACUAGGACGGUUAUGUGCGGUGCUCCAAUGUCAGUCCUGAACGGGCCAUAGCUAAGCGAGAGGAGCGUCAUAAAAACCCACAGCACCGAGCUCCGGUACCAGGCUACCGUGGAAGCCCUUUGGAUUAACUUUUCACUUCACUUCUCUUUAGAUCGACAGCUUUCUUAUUUCCUCUCGUGCGUCUCUCUACGGUCAGUCGGUGGAAUGGCAGAGAAGCGACGCUCUUCGUGCAAUCUGAGCGUCAAGGCGCACGCGUUCUCGGUGGAAGCUCUCAUCGGGGCAGAGAAGAGACGGAAGCUCGGGGACGACGACACCGAGGUGUGCUGUCUUGAUGAGUGGACCGAGGUGUUGGAACUUCCCGCUAACGGAGGGGAGAGAGAGAAGAGGGUGUACGACCGCGCCAUCGACCGGGGCAGCGAGAUAGAGUGUGCUAGUGACGGCUCGCCGGAGAGUUGUGACGUGGUGUUGGAAUGCCCGCGCCCCGACGCCCCCCAGCACACGCCGCCGGUAACAGUAACUGUUCCCGGAGAGGAGAUGCGCGUGGACUUGCAGGGCUCCGACCUGUGGAAACGGUUUCACGAGAUUGGUACGGAGAUGAUCAUCACGAAGGCCGGCAGGCGGAUGUUCCCCGCUAUGCGUGUGAAGAUCUCGGGACUGGACCCCCACCGGCAGUACUACAUCGCCAUGGAUAUCAUCCCCGUGGACAACAAAAGAUACAGGUACGUGUACCACAGCUCCAAGUGGAUGGUGGCGGGAAACGCGGAUUCCCCGGUUCCACCACGUGUGUACAUCCACCCGGACUCGCCGGCUUCUGGUGAGACGUGGAUGCGUCAGGUGAUCAGCUUCGACAAACUCAAACUGACCAAUAAUGAGCUGGAUGACCAGGGGCAUAUCAUUCUCCACUCCAUGCAUAAGUACCAGCGCGGUGUGCAUGUGAUUCAGAAGGAGCGUGGCGAGGAGCUGUCUCCUGUUAGAGCCGUUCCCCAGGGAGACGGCACCAGAACACUCAGCUUCCCAGAAGCCGCCUUCACCACUGUCACCGCAUACCAGAACCAACAG
Molecule: messenger RNA, 1096 nt
Organism: Salvelinus sp. IW2-2015
Lineage: Eukaryota; Metazoa; Chordata; Actinopteri; Salmoniformes; Salmonidae
Product: T-box transcription factor TBX18-like
Biological process (GO): somitogenesis; cell fate specification; regulation of transcription by RNA polymerase II
Cellular component (GO): nucleus
Molecular function (GO): RNA polymerase II cis-regulatory region sequence-specific DNA binding; DNA-binding transcription factor activity, RNA polymerase II-specific
Source: RefSeq, a predicted model, not a curated record